UUUGGAACGAGGAUGACAUUUGCCAACAUGGCUGACACGAUGAGACUGUUUAGUGCGAAAAUAAUGCGAGAAAAACUAAGUGUUUGGGAGCAGAAGAAUGACCCUAAAGCUCCCUUAAGUGACGUCCAAAAAGACAGCUUCAUGGAGCUCACAACCAAUGUUUCAAACAGGCCGUUGCCGAUUGAGUUGCCCUUGGAUGAGCCGGGAAGUUUUACCCAGCAGUUAUCAGUGCCUACAACCCACAUCCCAGCGGCCGGUGAUGACAUCUUGUCUAAAGGCUUUGAGACACUGGGGAUGAAAGAUGAAAAGAUAGAGAAUGCCCAGCAGUUUUUUGCCUGGUUUAACAAUGUUGAGAGUCAGAUGGAUCACGAUGAGGAGAUAUCAUACCGACGUUACUGUGACCAGCUGAAGGAGUACAGAGACCAGUGUGACUUGGUCCUGGAUGAAGUGUCGGAUGCACUGACGAACCUGGAAGACCUUCAGAGGCAGUACGUCCACGUGUCUACCAAGACCAAUGCGCUGCAUGAGGCAUGUGAAGAGUCACUCCGGGACCAGACAACACUUGUGAACAAAGCCGAAGCCAUCAGUAGCAGGUUGUCGUAUUUCAACGAACUGGAGAGAAUCAAUCAGAAACUCAGUUCUCCCACGUUCUCUGUGACGAGCGAGUCGUUUGUUCCCAUGCUGACGAAGCUGGAUGAGUGCAUUGCUCACAUCACCGUGAAUAAGUCUGGAGACACAGAUUCUGAGCACAGUGAAGAAUAUAAGCCCCAGUACAAGGAAUCGGACGUGUACCAGGCCAAGUUUAAGCACUGCCUCACCAAGGCCCUGAGUGUAGUCAGGUCCUCGGUGUUCAACAUCCUGCAGAACGCCACACAGCAGGUUCUACCAAAGAAGGAUGUAACUGCUGACUCAUCAGAGAAUGCCUUCACGUUGUUUUACGGCAAAUUCCGGAGUCAUGCGCCCAAGGUGAAGGGAAUGAUGGAACAGAUAGAGCAACGAUUGGAUAAAAGUCCAGAGUACCAGACCCUGCUGGACGACUGCCACCAAUAUUAUCUCAACCAGCGUCAGCAACUCCUAGCUCCCAGCAUCACGGCAGCCGUCAACGAGUUAGCCACGAAACACGUCAGGGACCACUGUGCCCUGGUCCGUAGUGGCUGUGCAUUCAUGGUGCAUGUUUGUGAAGACGAAUACCAACUUUUCUUUCAUUUCUUCUCCAGGCAAACUGACAAACUCGACACCAUGUUAGAAGGUCUGAGCAUGAGUCUGUACGACGUCUUGAGACCGUUGAUCAUUCACAUCAACCAUCUGGAGACACUCUCUGAGCUCUGCAGCAUCCUCCACAUAGAGAUGCUACAAGACCACGUUCUGACCAAUCCUGAUGAGCUGAAAGCCUUUGAGAUCGUGAAUCGACAGAUGUUGGAAGACGUGCAGAUGAGGCUGGUCUACCGUGCCAGCAUCUAUGUGCAGACGGACAUACUGAACUACAAGCCGGCACCGGGAGAUCUGGCCUACCCCGAAAAGCUGGAAAUGAUGGAGAGCAUCUCUGAGAGCCUCAAAGAGAAGGAGCGUGAGAAGGCCAUGUCUAGGAGAAGCUCUGGUGAUUCCCUGGCCUCCUCCACCAGCCAGGAGGUAGCUGCUCUCAGUGGAGUCACGCCGGAGAACGCCCAGCCAGACAGGAGUGGCACACCGCAAGGGGAGGGGGCGAAUGGAACACUACCCCCAAAACCUAUAGGUCGUUCAAUAAGUCAGCUAGCCCAGCCUUCCACCAACCUAUCCCCGGCUGACCUCCAUGGCAUGUGGUACCCUACCGUCAGAAGAACCCUGGUCUGUCUCUCAAAACUCUACAGGUGCAUUGAUAAAGCCAUUUUCCAAGGUCUGUCCCAGGAAACCUUAUUGUCUUGCAUCCAGAGUCUGGUGGUUGCUGAACUGGGCAUCGUCAAGCGUCAAACGGAAUUAGACGGAAUGCUUUUCCUAGUCAAACACCUGCUGAUCCUUAGGGAGCAGAUUGCACCGUUCCAGGUGGAAUUCUCCAUCAAGGAAACAGCGCUGGAUUUCUCCACAAUGAAAGUUGCUGCUUACAGUCUAUUGAGUAAGCGUUCCCGGAUAUUUGCGCUCGGCAGCAACAACGCCUUCCUGGAAUUCCUCUUUGAGGGUGCCCCAAACGUGACGGAGCAUUUCCUGGACUCCAAGAAAGACGUGGACACACAUCUGAAGAAGACUUGUGAAAGAUUCAUCAAGCAUGUGACAGACACGCUAAUAUCUGAACUCAAUUCCUUCUUGACAAAGGCAACUGUAAUACUGGACAUGCAUAAGGAAUCUGAAGCAGCGCAGGUGUCGCUGAGAAAACAGCCGUUUGCAACAGCAGAGAAAGUGCAUGAAGUGGUGAGCGCCACCUAUAGGCAGGUCAAGUCCAGGCUGCCGGCCGUCUUCAGGAAGAUGUCCCUGUAUCUAGCCAAUAAGGACACGGAGUAUAUACUCUUCCGUCCCGUCAAGGGUAACGUGCAGCAGGCCUAUCAGCAACUUGAAGUACUCGUCAAGGAGAACUACCCAGAAGAGGACCAGCAGAUCAUCGGCUGCCCGACCAUGGAACAGGUGAAUCUGCUACUCUCCGCUUCUUCCUGAUGCAUCUUCCAUUCUGUGCAAAUAUGUCAACGAAAAAACAUCUCUUCAAAGUUUUGCCUCGUUGGUGCCCCAUAGUUCCCCACUCCAAGUGAUCCAGCAAACUGAAAUAAUAAAUCCACUGUUGUGAUUGGGACAAUGCAUUACACACUGCACGGAGCAGUACGGACACCGGUUUGUAUGACUACCAGGGACCAAUUUCAUGAAGUUGCUGAGCACAACAAAGGCAUUUGCUAAGCGCGGAAAAUAUUGGAUUAGCAAAAGCUGAUUACCAACCAAGUAUCAUGUCAUUUAUAUUGCUGUUAACUGGUACUCUGCCAAUUUCUGCUUAGCCUGAAAGUCUACUAUUUUCUGCUUAUCACAGCUCACUUCAGUUAGGGUCAGAGGUCACAGUGACCCAGUGGCUAGCUCUGCAGUCACAUGAUAUGACAGAUUGAUUUAUUAGAAUCGAGGGAGAAGCUGAAUCAUGUCUUUAUGUUUUUCCUUCAUGAGUCUGGACCUUAGGUUUUGCGGUUUAAGUUUGAAGAAAACAGUCUGAGCAAUAACAUUGGAGAAUUAAGUUGUUUUUUUAAAUAGUUUUAAUUAGAAAAGCAUUGCCAUUUUUCAUUUCUUGGGUAUAUUGGUCAUAUUUUAAUCAUAAAUGGUUUAAAAGAGAUUAUUACAUUAUGUGUUUCAUAAUGUGGGAGGGAUUAUAAUUGAUAGAAAACUAGCAGAAAUAAGUGAAAUUUGAUUUUUCCCUCACAUAUACGUAUUCAGAUUUGAGAGUAUGAUGCCUCUUGUAGGUCAUGUUUGUAGCUUUCCUUCUCCAAAUGUUAAAUGUUAAGGCGACUAAUCCCCCCCCCCCCCCCCAACACACAUCUUUUUUUAGACCCUCUUUUUAGACCUGAUCACAAAAUGGAAAUAU
Messenger RNA from Patiria miniata (bat star), 3523 nucleotides. RefSeq names its product conserved oligomeric Golgi complex subunit 3-like (gene cog3). The transcript has 23 exons. Gene Ontology annotation, cellular component: COG complex; membrane; cis-Golgi network. Bases 13 to 2622 code for a protein of 869 amino acids. Lineage: Eukaryota; Metazoa; Echinodermata; Asteroidea; Valvatida; Asterinidae. The record is from RefSeq and is a predicted model, not a curated record. Gene Ontology annotation, biological process: intra-Golgi vesicle-mediated transport; intracellular protein transport; Golgi organization.